Misgurnus anguillicaudatus (oriental weatherfish) is the source of this 1459-nucleotide messenger RNA. It is a transcript of the gene sypl2b, whose product is annotated as synaptophysin-like 2b. Gene Ontology annotation, cellular component: synaptic vesicle membrane; synaptic vesicle. NCBI's taxonomy places the organism in Eukaryota, Metazoa, Chordata, Actinopteri, Cypriniformes, Cobitidae. The record is from RefSeq and is a predicted model, not a curated record.
CGAAAACCAUGCCUAGCAGAAAAAAAAGAGUUGACAACUUUUUAAUUUGACUAGUAUCGACUUCCCAAGGCAUUUUUCCUGAAUCAUCUUAUUUUGUCAGCAGCGACUUUUUCCUGUUUCUCGCCAUACAGACGUUCAUUCACAUCGGGCAAACGCAAACAUGAGCGCGUUUCAGCUCGAUCUCGGCCUUUUGAAAGAGCCACUGGGAUUCAUACGUGUAUUGGAAUGGAUAUUCGCCAUAUUCGCUUUUGCUACAACGGGGGGCUAUUCUGGCUCUACAAGUUUCAACAUCCAGUGCAAAGACAAUCUCACAAUCCAUGAAAUACUUGUAACCUUCAGCUACCCUUUUAGGCUUCAUAACCAGAUUUAUAAAGUCCCAACCUGCAAAGUCAAUGACACAUCUGUAGUUGAAAAACAUCUGAUUGGAGAUUAUUCAUCUUCGGCUGAGUUUUUCGUAUCUAUUGGUGUUUUGGCUUUCCUGUACUGCACUGCUAUGCUUGUGUUGUAUUUGGGUUACCAGCAGAUGUACCACGAGUCUCCUCGUGGCCCUACUCUUGAUCUGCUGAUAACUGGGAUCUUCACGUUUCUGUGGCUGGUGUCAUCUUCUGCCUGGGGAAAAGGCCUUACUGAUGUGAAAUGGGCAACCAGUCCAAAUACACUUCUGUCCAUACCUGAAGUUUGUAAAGACGUCUUAAAAAACAAGUGCACAGCGGGGCACAUCCCCCUAAUGGGUCGCCUCAAUUCAUCAGUGAUCUUUGGAUUCCUCAACCUUAUACUGUGGGGAGGAAACUGCUGGUUCAUCUACAAAGAGACACCAUUCCACAAGUCAGCCAAUCCACAAGGAGGAACAGAACAACCAAGAUAAAACGGCAUGUGUCGUCCAAAUUCAUCAAGCAGGUGUUACACACCUCAGCCAACUGAUCUGAAAGUAUCUACCUUAAGUGACCCAAGUCACAAACACACUGUGGAUGGUCAUCAUAUUUCUAUACUGUUCAAAUGAUUUUCAAAUUUAAAUUUGCACACACUACAGCAAAGCUGUAUGAUUAGAAAAAUGUGCAUUGUUAAAGGUACAAUUGCACCUUUGCACAAAAGUCUAUGCACGAUGUAAAUUGAUACAGCUGUCAUAAAAAAAAUUACAUUUCAUGGCUUUACUGUAACUGUUGACUUGAAUCUGUCAUUUUAGCCUGAUGCAACAAACAAAAUGUACCAAAUGUUUUUAUAUAAAAUAGCAAUAUGGUUGAUAUGGCCUGUUUUUGUAACUGUUGUUGUGUUCUCCUUUUAGAAAUUGACUACAGUACACGCCUAUGUUCUUGUGUUAUCUCAAUAUGUGUUUAAUCCAAUUCUUGUUGCAUUGUUAAAAUGUUUACGUGUCAAACAAGCACAAUUGUUGUUAAAGAAAUAACAUUUGCAUGAUUAUUUUGUUCAAGUUUAACAAUAAAAUAAAACAUUUUAAAAAAAU